AUGGUUGACGAGAAGCCCAACAGCGCCCUCGACUCCGGGUCGGGCGGCAGCCCACUGAGCCAGCCAGCUCACACGCUACCUUACGAAAAUGUGAUUCAGGAACUCAGCACCGAGCUGAACGAGGGUCUGACCCCUGAAGAAGCGACUCGUCGUCUCCAGGAAUAUGGCCCCAAUAAACUCGACGAAGGGGAGGGAGUGUCGGUGUUGAAAAUCCUCGUGCGCCAAGUUGCGAACGCAAUGAUGCUAGUCUUGAUUCUGGCCAUGGCGGUCAGCUUUGGUAUUCAGUCGUGGAUUGAGGGCGGAGUGAUCUGCGCCGUCAUUAUCUUGAAUAUCGUUGUUGGAUUCUUCCAGGAGUACGCCGCGGAAAAGACAAUGGAAUCGCUACACUCGCUCUCAUCCCCGACUGGAACUGUCUCCAGAGGCGGACAGACAUUCUCGGUGCCGUCGUCGGACAUCGUGCCGGGUGACAUGGUCGAGCUUCGAACCGGUGAUACCGUUCCAGCUGAUAUUCGCCUAGUCGAAAGCGUCAACUUCGAGACAGACGAAGCUCUCCUAACUGGCGAGUCUCUUCCCGUCCAGAAGGAAUGCGACUCGACGUUCAAAGAAGACACUGGUCCCGGAGACCGCCUCAAUAUCGCCUACAGUUCUAGUACCGUCACUCGUGGCCGUGGCCGUGGUGUGGUUGUCAGCACUGGCAUGUACACUGAGAUCGGAUCAAUUGCCCUCGCAUUGCGGGCUAGCGGCAACAAGCGUCGUGAGGUCAGGCGCGGUCCCAACGGUGAAACCAAGAAGCGUUGGUACGUUGAAGCCUGGAGUCUCACCUGGGCAGACGCCGUGGGUCGAUUCCUCGGUGUCAAUAUCGGAACGCCUUUGCAGAGGAAGCUGUCAAAGCUAGCCUGUUUGCUAUUUGGAAUUGCCGUUGUGUUCGCCAUCGUCUGCAUGGCUGCAAACGAAUUUAGCAGCAAUACCGAGGUCAUCAUGUAUGCUGUUGCGACUGGUAUCAGUAUGAUUCCUGCAUGCCUGGUGGUCGUGCUUACUAUCACCAUGGCAGUGGGUACUAAACGCAUGGUCGAGCGGAACGUCAUCGUUCGCAAAUUAGACUCACUGGAAGCCCUCGGUGCUGUCACGGAUAUUUGUUCUGAUAAGACUGGUACAUUGACUCAGGGCAAAAUGGUUGUCCAAAAGGCAUGGAUUCCGUCUCGAGGGACAUAUUCCGUGGGCCCAUCCAACGAGCCUUUCAAUCCCACCGUUGGAGAUGUAACAUUCGCCCCUGUGCCCCCUUCACAAUUGGAUCAUGAGAAACAAGAUACCGCCACGGGGAACGCAGAAAGCCUGGUGUCGGGAAAUCGCCAGCUGGAGGACUUUCUGGAUGUCGCUUCAAUGGCCAAUCUCUCUCACGUGUAUAAGUCCGAAGAGGGCGCUUGGAGUGCACGAGGUGAACCCACAGAAAUAGCCAUCCACGUCUUUGCAUCGAGAUUCAACUGGAACCGCGACCGCUGGGUCAAAAAGGAUCAGGGUACAGUAUGGCAUCAACAGGCUGAAUUCCCGUUCGACUCAACCGUCAAGAAAAUGUCUGUGAUUUUCAGCAAAAUCACCCCGGAAGAGACCCGGACAAUGGUUUUCACGAAGGGUGCCGUCGAGCGCAUCGUGGAUUCAUGCACCUCUGUUAUAUGGGACCAGGAUUCCUCUACACCCGUCCCAAUGACCGAUGACCACCGCGAAAAGAUCCUCCAGAACAUGGAAGAACUCGCCAAGCUGGGACUUCGGGUCUUGGCCCUGGCCCAUCGCCCAUACGUUGCCCAGACACAACUGCUCGAAGGCGCAGACCUCAAUCGUGAAGAUAUAGAGAAGGAUCUAUGCUUCCUGGGUCUGAUCGGCUUAUAUGACCCUCCGCGCCCGGAGACGGCGGGCUCCAUUCAGGCAUGCUACCGGGCUGGUAUUGUUGUCCACAUGGUGACUGGCGAUCACCCUGGCACUGCUAAAGCGAUUGCUCAGCAAGUAGGAAUUCUUCCUGCUGAUUUCAAUGCAGUGGCUGCUGAUGUCGCGGACGCUAUGGUCAUGACUGCUGGUCAAUUCGACAAACUCACUGAUGAAGAGGUAGAUAAGCUACCGACUCUUCCCUUGGUCAUCGCACGCUGUGCUCCUCAGACUAAGGUGCGUAUGAUCGACGCCCUUCAUCGCCGUGGCCGUUUUGCAGCUAUGACCGGAGAUGGUGUCAAUGAUUCUCCUUCGCUUAAGCAUGCCGAUGUUGGUAUCGCUAUGGGACAAGCAGGAUCGGACGUUGCCAAGGAUGCGUCUGAUAUUAUCCUCACGGAUGACAACUUCGCCUCGAUUCUCAAUGCCGUCGAAGAGGGUCGUCGUAUCUUUGAUAAUAUUCAGAAAUUCGUGCUUCAUCUGUUGUCAGAGAACAUCGCUCAGGCUUGCACGUUGCUCAUCGGAUUGGCUUUCAAAGAUGCUGAUAACCAGUCCGUCUUCCCUCUUUCACCGGUCGAAAUUCUCUGGAUUAUCAUGAUUACAUCGGGUAUGCCCGAUAUGGGUCUUGGAAUGGAGGUUGCUGCCCCUGACAUCAUGAACCGUCCUCCCCAGAGUAAGCAAGGCAUUUUCACCUGGGAGGUGGUUAUCGACAUUCUGGUGUAUGGUAUCUGGACUGCAGCUCUCUGCCUGGCCGCAUUUUCUAUCCGUGUGUGGGGAUUCGGCGACGGUAACCUGGCCCGCGGCUGCAACAAAGAGUGGUCUGAAGAGAUCAAUGACUGCGAACUGGUUUUCAAAGCACGUGCCACCACAUUCGUAUGCUUGACUUGGUUCGCAUUGUUCUUGGCUUGGGAAAUGGUCAACCUGCGCCGGUCGUUCUUCCGCAUGCAACCCAAAUCCAAUAAAUACUUCACUCAGUGGAUGUACGACGUCUGGCGAAACAAGUUCCUCUUCUGGUCCGUCAUGGCUGGAUGGAUCACUAUGUUUCCUAUUCUCUAUAUCCCCGUUUUGAACGACGUCGUCUUCAAGCACAAGCCUAUUACCUGGGAAUGGGGCAUCGUGGCGGUCGAGGCUGUCCUUUUCUUCAUCGGAGUCGAAGCUUGGAAGUGGGCUAAGCGAGUCUACUUCCGUCGCAGAGCGAGAAAGAACCCGCAGUUGACCCACUUGGAAGAAAUCCCAGAGCAACCCUAA
Penicillium bovifimosum is the source of this 3162-nucleotide messenger RNA. RefSeq names its product cation-translocating P-type ATPase. The coding region runs from base 1 to 3162 and encodes 1053 amino acids. NCBI's taxonomy places the organism in Eukaryota, Fungi, Ascomycota, Eurotiomycetes, Eurotiales, Aspergillaceae. Gene Ontology annotation, molecular function: ATP binding; P-type calcium transporter activity; ATP hydrolysis activity. Gene Ontology annotation, cellular component: plasma membrane. Gene Ontology annotation, biological process: intracellular calcium ion homeostasis; calcium ion transmembrane transport. The record is from RefSeq and is a predicted model, not a curated record. The transcript is spliced from 3 exons.